AUGACGAUUACUCCUCCCUGCGAUGCUACUCCUAUUGCUGACAGAGGAAACUCUUCUUUCUCUCGUCCUACUGCUUUUCAUCUUGAUGACUAUACUCACCCGUGCCAUCCUCUUUAUGUACAUCCAUCUGAUGUUUUAGGAGCCUCUCUAGUUUCCACUCCUUUUGAUGGCACUAGCUAUGGAAACUGGCGUCGAAAUAUUCUGGUGGCCUUGUCUGUACGCAAUAAAUUGGACUUUUUAAAUGGCACUACUCAAAAACCACCUGUUGGUUCCCCUCUAGUCAGGCAAUGGCAACGUUGUAAUGAUUUGGUUGUGUCUUGGCUGACCAAUUCUCUCACCAAGGAGAUUUCUCGUAGUGUUGAGUAUUCAGAACUGGCCAAAGACAUUUGGCAUGAGUUAGAGGAGAGAUAUGGUAUGGCUGAUGGUGCUAGAAUUUUUGAACUUAAGAAGGAGUUAUCUCACAUUUCUCAGGGUCAUUUGGACAUAGCCUCCUAUUUCAACAAAAUAAAACAACUUUGGGAUGAAAUAGCUUCCAUUUCUGUUAAUCACCUCUCUGUAUGCACAUGUGGGGGAAAUAAAAAGGCUGAGGAAGAGCAGAAGGUUACCAAUUUUAAUGGGACUCAAUGA
Nicotiana attenuata is the source of this 627-nucleotide messenger RNA. RefSeq lists its product as uncharacterized. NCBI's taxonomy places the organism in Eukaryota, Viridiplantae, Streptophyta, Magnoliopsida, Solanales, Solanaceae. The coding region runs from base 1 to 627 and encodes 208 amino acids. The transcript has a single exon. The record is from RefSeq and is a predicted model, not a curated record.